Molecule: messenger RNA, 867 nt
Organism: Eleginops maclovinus (Patagonian blennie)
Lineage: Eukaryota; Metazoa; Chordata; Actinopteri; Perciformes; Eleginopidae
Gene: bola3
Product: bolA family member 3
Exons: 4
Coding region: 130-483 (117 amino acids)
Cellular component (GO): mitochondrial matrix
Source: RefSeq, a predicted model, not a curated record
CAAACCUACUCACCCGGAUGUCUGACGUCAUAUUCGUGAGACAAUGCUCUCUUCGAGGACAUGACUUUUUGAAUAAACAGAGGAGAUUUAACAAACGUCCAGGGAUUAUACUGACGCUAUAUUUGUAAAAUGUUGGCCCUUAAACAGAGCUUGAGCGGAACUAUGAUCGCUGCUCUGCGAAUGUUUCGCAGCAAUCAAGUUGUUGUUGUGUCCGGCCAUGUGCAGCAGAGAUGUGUUUCCACACAGACAGACGGAGAGACUCGGAUCGUUAACAUACUGAAGGAGAAGUUUCCGUCAGCCGCAUCGCUUAAAGUUGUGGAUAUCUCAGGUGGUUGUGGGGCCAUGUAUGAGAUCCAUAUAGAGUCGAGUGAGUUCAAAGGAAAAAGGACCAUCCAACAACACAAAUUAGUCAAUGAGGCAUUAAAGGAAGAGAUUCAAGGAAUGCAUGGACUUCGAAUAUUCACGGAUGUUCCAAAACAUUAGAGAAAGUCCUUCAACCGUUGACCCACAACAUGUUCCUUUGUUCACCUAUACCAAAUCUACUAUUUUUAGAGGAUAUUGUUGAGUAAAUGAAAUCUUUAAUAAUUGUUUAAUGUGUCAUUAGCAGAGGAGCAUGGUUUCUGGAAGUUACACAGUACGAAUGUGAAAUGUGUAAGAUAUUACACAAAAUUAUCUUUUUUGAAGAUAACUAUCUUCUACUCUCAAAAUAAUAUAUUAAACUGGUGAAUGCUACAGUACGCACAAAACAACUUGGUAAAAUACUUUUAAGGAUUGAUGUUAUGUAGGUUUCUGUUUCUUCUCAGGGUUGAUAAUAUUGAUGGUGUAAGGAUAAGCUGCGGAAACAAAUAAAUAUAACCGUUCCAAACA